Molecule: messenger RNA, 2850 nt
Organism: Castor canadensis (American beaver)
Lineage: Eukaryota; Metazoa; Chordata; Mammalia; Rodentia; Castoridae
Source: RefSeq, a predicted model, not a curated record
GAGGGAAGUAGGACUUCAACAUGGCGGCUGUAGUACUGGCGGUGGCUACGGUGACGGCCUGGCCCGGGGUUCUAAAUGGCUUCUAAGAAGUUGGGUGCAGAUUUUCAUGGGACUUUCAGUUACCUUGAUGAUGUCCCAUUUAAGAUAGGAGACAAAUUCAAAACACCAGCUAAAGUUGGUCUACCUAUUGGCUUCUCCUUGCCUGAUUGUUUGCAGGUUGUCAGAGAAGUGCAGUAUGACUUCUCCUUGGAAAAGAAAACCAUUGAAUGGGCUGAAGAUAUUAAGAAAAUCCGAGAAGCCCAGCAAGAAGCAGAGCGUAAGGCUGAGGAAGCAGAAGCUAAAGCGAAUUCUAAGAGUGGCCCAGAGGGUGACAGCAAAAUGAGCUUCUCCAAGACUCACAGUACAGCCACAAUGCCACCUCCUAUUAAUCCCAUCCUAGCCAGCUUACAGCACAACAGCAUCCUCACUCCGACUCGGGUCAGCAGUAGUGCCACGAAACAGAAAGUUCUCAGCCCACCCCACACAAAGGCAGAUUUCAAUCCUGCUGACUUUGAGUGUGAAGAGGACCCAUUUGAUAAUCUGGAGUUAAAAACUAUUGAUGAGAAAGAAGAGCUGCGAAACAUCCUGGUAGGAGCCACUGGACCCAUUAUGGCCCAGUUACUGGAUAAUAACUUGCCCAGAGGAGGUUCUGGGUCUGUGUUACAGGAUGAGGAGGUCUUAGCGUCCUUGGAGCGUGCAACCUUAGAUUUCAAGCCUCUUCAUAAACCCAAUGGCUUUAUAACCUUACCACAGUUGGGCAACUGUGAAAAAAUGUCGCUGUCUUCCAAAGUGUCCCUCCCCCCUAUCCCUGCAGUAAGCAAUAUCAAAUCUCUGUCCUUCCCCAAACUUGACUCUGAUGAUAGUAAUCAGAAGACAGUUAAGCUGGCGAGCACUUUCCAUAGCACAUCCUGCCUCCGCAGUGGCACAGCCCGGAAUUCCCUCCAGCCUUCCACCCAAAGCAGUGCCAGUGAGCUCAAUGGGGACCAUACUCUUGGGCUUUCAGCUUUGAACUUGGACAGUGGCACAGAGGUGCCAACCCUGCCAUCCUCCCAGAUGCCUUCCCUGUCUGUCCUGUCUGUAUGCACAGAAGAAUCAUCACCUCCAAAUACAGGUCCCACAGUCACCCCUCCGAGUUUCUCAGUGUCACAAGUGCCCAACAUGCCCAGCUGUCCCCAGGCCUAUUCUGAACUACAGACACUGUCCCCCAGUGAGCGGCUGUGUGUGGAGACAGUGGUCAACAUGGGCUACUCAUAUGAGUGUGUCCUGAGAGCCAUGAAGAAGAAAGGAGAAAAUAUUGAGCAGAUUCUCGACUAUCUCUUUGCACAUGGACAGCUUUGUGAGAAGGGCUUCGAUCCUCUUUUAGUGGAAGAGGCUCUGGAAAUGCACCAGUGUUCAGAAGAAAAGAUGAUGGAGUUUCUUCAGUUAAUGAGCAAAUUUAAGGAAAUGGGCUUUGAACUAAAAGACAUUAAGGAAGUGUUACUAUUACACAACAAUGACCAGGACAAUGCUUUGGAAGACCUCAUGGCCGGGCUGGAGCCAGCUGAGACCAGGCCCUGCCUAAGCCCUGCCACGGAACCAUCACCCCCCCAGGAAGCCCUGAAGAGCCCACCUGUGGGGAAAGAGAAGGGGCACACUUCCAGAUUUUCUUUUGGGGGUUAGAGGUCAGGUGUAGAAACUGCUCAGCAGUCUCUCUGAGCCUAGGCCCUGAGCUGGGGAGAAAUUGGGGAAGAUUUGAUAUGUGAAUGAAUGCCCCAGACCUGUCCUGGCCCCUUCCAUAUUAAAUGUAUUUGUAUUUUGAGAAGUGUCCUUCCCAUCUUGGCCUUCCAGAAAGAAUACUUAGGUCUUUCUGGGGUCUCUGUGUCCUCAGCCAAAACCUAGCCUGGCUGUCAGGAGGAGUGGGGAAUAAAAGGGAGAGCCAGACUCAGUGCUGCUUUGGGGCUAAAUGCUUCCCAAUCUACCUGCAUGGGUAGACUGAACUUUAAUCCAAGCUGAAUGCAAGUGAAAGGUUCUUCCAGGGUUCCCCCCUCAAACCCCCUAUAACAGUCUCUUAGUGUUACACUGGUUCUGCAAUAUUUCUAGGGUGCAAAUGAUGCACUUUUCCCCACAGGGCUGAGUUUGCCUCUUCUGCUAGGCAGUUCCCAUGCUUCCCUCUCUAGUCUCUUUCUUUCGGCUUGGUUUGGACUACAAUCCUCUGCUGCCCAGGGCUUUAAAACCCUGCUCUAAAACUUUUGUCAGUCUGACUAAUCAUUGGCCUCUUCCCAGCACAUUGAAUGGGUGAGCAAACAGGCCACAACUUAGUUGCCCAGCACUAACCUCCCUGUUCUACUUGAACAGACUCCUCCAGCCCUGCUUUAGGAUGACACAAUGAGUAACACCUAGGCAUAGAAAUUAGUCUUUUUGGUUUGUUUUGUAUUAUGUUGUACAUCAUUAAAGAUCUAAAUACAAAGUAUAUACAGUCUUGAUGAAUCUAAUUUGCUAACUAUUUUGAUUCUUCAGAGAGAACUACUAAUAAAAAUCUAAAAGGUAUGUCCUGUUGUGAUAACUUCUUUAUUGGCAAGAGCUGUUUUACUUAGGAGGAUGAGGCUGGAAUGGGACCUAACCAUUUUCUGUCAUUUCAGUACUUUCUACUGUAGGUUCUGUGGGGCCCCUCUAGUUUUUGGUUUGCAAAGACAGGCACAGAUAAGGACCUGUUUGAAAACUUGACCUAGCUGGGUGCCAGUGGCUCAUGCCUGUAAUCCCAGCACACCUAGCCACACACACACACCCACACACCUGCCAGAGUGGCUCAAGGCAACACCUAGCCACACCUAC